This is a messenger RNA of Zootoca vivipara (common lizard), 3970 nucleotides long. It is a transcript of the gene IFNAR2, whose product is annotated as interferon alpha and beta receptor subunit 2. The record is from RefSeq and is a predicted model, not a curated record. Gene Ontology annotation, molecular function: interleukin-22 receptor activity; protein binding. Gene Ontology annotation, biological process: cytokine-mediated signaling pathway. Lineage: Eukaryota; Metazoa; Chordata; Lepidosauria; Squamata; Lacertidae. Gene Ontology annotation, cellular component: plasma membrane.
GAUCCGGCGGAGGCGCCUCGGCUGCCGAGCGAGCGACAUGGCGUCCGCCUGGAGGAGAGCCUCAAGUACUCAGCGGCGCAGGCGGCGGGGAUGAGAGCGGCGGCCGGGCGCUCGGGCGCGGCCAGAUGUAGGAGUUAUGUCAGCAGUAGGGACCACUCAGCAGGAUGUGAUUUUAAACUAUGAUGGCACUUUCCAUGGGACCACUGCAUUUCUGCAAACUUGGAUGCAGUUUUAAACUAUGAUGGCAUUUUUCAUGGGACCACUACAUUUCUACAAAUUUGUGUACAUCGGUGCUCUGAUUUCUGCUUUGUGCAAUUUAAUUGAAACAUCCGCUGAACUCAAGUUGAAAAUGAAGGCACAGGAUUUUGAGCAUAUUUUAACAUGGGAAGCUGGAAAUAAUACAGGGACAGCCACAUGCUACAAUGUGAUGUAUAAAGCGGGAAGGUCCAUUUGUCCUUGGCUAUCAAAAUCGGCGGAGGUGCAUGAUUCUUCUUUCAGUAAGUCCAAGUCCCAGCAAAAUGAGGCUCCAGUAUCUGGGGAGCUGGCUAUUUGUCCAGCUGGUGCAUGGUCCAGAACAGGCAACAACCGUUAUCCAAGACUGAAUAUGAAGAUUGUCACGGAGUGUUCCAAUAUCACACGUUCAUUCUGUAACUUGACAAAAGAGUUUACAGAUCCCUGCAAGUUAUACAUAAUUGUAGUGGAUAAGGUCACAGAAAGUGGAGUUGAUUCCUCAGCUAUUCAUUUCACUCCAUAUCUUGACACAUGCCUAACAUUACCCCAGUUUGAGAUUUCUGCUUGUCCACGCUGCGCAAAUGUGACAGUGAAACUUUCCUCCUCGUUACUUCAAGUAUACCAAGAGCUUGAUUAUACGGUCACAGUGAUAAGAGACAAUGUCAAGGAAAAGCGUGUUGUCAAUACAGCCAGACAAGAGAGUUUCCACACUGUUAUUGGAGAUUUGAGUUUCAAUAAAAAUUAUUGUAUUGCUGUUGAUGUGAAAACAAGUCUAAAUCAUCAGUGCACUCCGUCUGUCCCCAAAUGCAUUAUGCUCAGCUCCAGUAAUAUAUCAGGUCAUAUUAUAUUUCCAGCAUUGUUUGGCAUAUUAAUGUCAUUGGUAGUAGUACUCGCUCUAUUUGUCCUGUAUAAAACGGGUUUUAUUUGCUUAAGAUGGAGGAAAUGGCCAAGCGUCUUGAGCAUCAAACCAAAAUUAGACUAUUCCCUUUUUAAAUCAGAACCGGAAGAAGUGCACACUGUCCAGGUCACCCAAGAAAGUAAAAAAAAAGUAUGUGGAUACAAUUCCGAUGAAGAGGACAGUGAAAGCAUUGCUGCUGGAAAUGAUGAUUUAUAUGCUGCACGUGUAUUUUUGGGCCAGACUUCAAAGGACAAUGCAGAGCCACCCUCCUUAGACUGCUCAUCCGCUACAAGUAAAAUAGCUGACCCCCAGGAUGAUGAAACAGAAAACCUUCUGCUCAUAGGCUGCUCAUCUGCUACAAGUGAAAUGCCUGAACCUGUAGAUGCUGAAGCAGACAACCUUCAGAAUGAUAUUAGCAAAGAAGAAUGCCCAACAUUUCAACUAUUUCACCCUUCUCCUGAAGUGGACUCCACUAAUGAGCCAGACCUGGAGUGCAGCAGCUGUUCCAACAUAAACUUAGAUACUGUGGUGCUAGGAAUAUCUGGGAAAAAUAGGGACAUUUCUGCAACAUUAAGCCCUUUCGAAGAGGAUGCAGCGGACUCGAAAGAGUUGUGUGUUUCUGAUGCAUUUGAACCAAAACAUUUCAUUGAUGCUCUAGAAAUGCAGAACUCUGACAUUCAUAACCUCUCAGGUUCCUGGCAAAAUUCUAAUGGGUCUGAAGAAAGUGAGUCAUCGGAUUCAGAAACGGACUAUGUUGGUGAAUACAUGAGGAGAUGAAUCAAAGAUGAAUCAAUGAAUGCUCAAGUUAGCAUUUUUCAGCUUCCAGUAAAAUAAUGUAUUCUCAUGUCAUGGGACUGGGUGGGAUCUGCUGUCUAAUGCUAUCAGUAUUGUACAGGAACAUAUGAAAAUGCAGUGCUGUUGUGAAUUCCCGUAGCAUUAAUAUGGCUUUCUCUUCAAUGGUUUUUGGCAAGGCAUGGAUUAGUCAUCUUCCAAAAUAACAGAAACCUUGCCUGUCUUGUUACAAUGAUCAACCAUUGCACUUGAUCAUCAAGUGUUCUUAGGCAUGAUAUAACACUUUGCUGGUAAUUGGUCCAGAAUUCUUCUCCUGUUUUCCUGCCAGUGACCUUUCAGACCCCCAAGGUUCAUAGCCCUUUAUCUAUACCUCAGUUUAUUUUGUGAACCAGAAUGUUUACUGCCAUCACAUUUAAUAUCUGUCACCUUACACUUGGACAUGAACUUCAGUGGUCUUUUUUCACUGGUCCUAUUUGUUACCCAUGUCUGUUUUUCUUUAUGGGGAUGAAGUAACUCUCACCCUUCCUUAUAUUAUUGGCAAGCUUUAAACCGGUUGUGUGAUCCUUUGCUUGACAAGGGCUCCAGUGAUGUGGUUAGAAACGAGGCAAAAAGGUAUACUAUUGUCCCUGAACUCUUCCUGCCUGUCGUGGGAUAAUUUUUUAUCAGUUUCUCAUUCUAGAGAAUCUGAUUGUAGCAAUGGUCUGGAAUGGAUGUUGCAGCUACUCUGUGCAGGGUGAGAGGGAUUUUGAGCAGAGAUGUGUUUAAUCACCAUUUGUCCGCUCCAAAUUGUCCCUGAAGUGGGCAGGAGCCACUGGCCUUGUUUCUGGUCAGGCAACUUCUGUAUAGCUUAGUGGUAGGCUCAGAAAUGCGAGCCUUUAAUGUGAUCAACCCAGUCCUACUCUGCCAAGAGAGAUUCAGUGAGCUCCUUCAGUGCCAACUUUUAAAUGCCUGUUGAAAACUUUUCUAUUCCACCAGGCCUAUGCAGGUAAUUAAUUGAAGAGUCUAUCCCCCACAAUGCUGUACCGACGGUUGUUUUUAAUUACCGGGUUUUUUUGCCUUGGUUUUAACUUUUUAUUGUUUUACUGUAUGGUUUUUUUAUAUUGUUGUAGACUCCUGUGAUUUUUUUUAAUGAUACAAUGGUAUAUACGGUAAAUCAUUUUUAUAAAUAAGGGAAGAAGGCAUGGAGCCAUGCCAUACACAGAGCAAAACAAAUGUAACUUUUGCUCAAGGGAUUUGUAUAGCAGCUCUCUAAACAAUUAUUGUAAAGAUGUUCCAUGCAGAGGCAGAGGAAGGGCUUAUUUUAAAACAGCUUGAACAGUAGCCAUUACAGGAAAUGAAAACAACAUGGGGGAAAGCAUCCAGCUAAACCUAGCCUAAACUACGCCAGUGUUUGGCAUCUUCUGUUCCUGGAAUCUGGAUGGAUAGCAGCCUGUUAGCAUUUUUCUUCAUUUUAGCAUUCUUUGCAAGCUUUAUUUCCACACAUUAUUUUAAAUGUAUCCUCCCAACAUUUUGGGCAGUCAGAAAGGCAGGAGACUUCUGUUUCGGUUUCUCUUUUAUGUAACUUCUUGGGACUCCUCCUACAAUAGUGUUUAGGUUUUAUUUUCCUCUUAAACGUCAGAUUCUUGGACUGAACAAUGGACCCUUCUGUGAUUUUCUGAGCCUCCUUGUCAGAACAAACUAAAACUCUUUGACAACCCCAAACAGGACACAAAAUGGUUUAAACAGUUUCAUUCCUUCACAGUGGGAAAGAGGAACACCCUUCCUUGCAAUGUUCUUUGUGAUUUCUGAGCAUCCUGAGAACAAUUGCCUCCUUCAUGGGAGCAGACCUGCUGGCCAGUACUUGAAAGAGCAGGUUGAAGUUCUUGCCAUAACUGGACUAAGGAAAAAUAAUUCCAGAAUAUUUUCUUACCCAGCAGAAGUUCUUGCAGUCACCUCGGUAUUAUAUGUUUUUUCUCUGUACCUAUUUUAAAUGUUUAAUAAUGUUGUAUGUCUUGAAGUAUCAUAACUACUCACUUUGCACAUAAGUUUUACUAAAGUAAUCUGAAAUUA